GAAGGCGGGCGUUCGAGGAGCUGCCCCUGUGUGCUCGUGCGUACGGCGGCCAAGUGGAGAGGCGAGGACAGGGGCUCUGCAUGGCCACCGAGAGCGUGGAUGGGCAGCUGAGCGGGUGCGGCAGCAGCAUCCUGAAGCGCGAGACCAUGAGGCCCUCGAGCCCGCGCAGUGCGCUGAUGGUGCUGUGCGCGAGCCACACGCGCAGGAUGGUCAAGCACCAGUGCUGCCCCGGCUGCGGCCACUUCUGCACCGCCGGCACGUUCCUGGAGUGCCACCCGGACGUGCGCAUCGGGCACCGCUUCCACCGCUCGUGCGUCUCGCGCCUCGGGGGUCUCAUUUUCUGCCCGCACUGCGGCGAGGACGCGUCCGAGGCCCAGGAGGUGACGCUGCCGCGCCCCGAGGCCGCGCUGGCGCACGGCGGAGACGCCGGGCGCCGCCCGCUGCCCCCGAGGCCGCCGGCCCCGGGCAGAGCCGAGGCGCCCACGCCCAGCGCCCGCAUGCGGGGGCAGGGCGAGGGCCGCGCGCCCCCCCCGGACCCCCGGGCCGAGCCCAUCGACAGCUCGGGGGGGCCGGCGCUGGCCCUGCCCCGGGCGCCCUGGCUCGGGGCUCCCCCAGGCCCCGCCCGGGAGCACCUGGAGAAGGCUCUGCUGGGCCAGGAGGCCGAGAGGAGGAAGAAGCUGCGCUUCCACCCGCGGCAGCUUUACCUGAGCGUCAAGCAGGGGGAGCUGGGCAGGGUCAUCCUGAUGCUCUUGGACAACCUGGACCCCAAUUUCCAGAGCGACGCUCAGAGCAAGCGCUCGGCGCUGCACGCGGCCGCGCAGAAGGGACACCUGGAGAUUUGUCACCUGCUGCUGCAGGCCGGAGCCAACAUCAACGCCGUGGACAAGCAGCGCCGGACGCCGCUGAUGGAGGCCGUGGCCAACGACCAGCUGGAGACGGCGCGGUACCUGCUGCAGAGGGGGGGGUGCGCCUACAGCCAGGAGGAGGACGGCUCCACCUGCCUGCACCACGCGGCCAAAAACGGCAACCUGGAGAUGGUGGAGCUGCUGCUGAGCACCGGCCAGGUGGACGUCAACGCGCAGGACAGCGGGGGCUGGACGCCCAUCAUCUGGGCGGCCGAGCACAAACACAUCGAGGUCAUCCGGCGGCUGCUGACCCGCGGGGCCGACGUCACGCUGACCGACAACGAGGAGAACAUCUGCCUGCACUGGGCGUCGUUCACGGGCAGCGCCGAGAUCGCCGAGGUGCUGCUGAACGCGCAGUGCGACCUGCACGCCGUCAACUUCCACGGGGACACGCCGCUGCACAUCGCCGCCAGGGAGAGCUACCACGACUGCGUCAGCCUGUUCCUGUCGCGCGGGGCCGACCCCGAGGUGCGGAACAAGGAGGGCGACUCCCCCCUGGACCUGACCCCGGAGCGCUCCGAGGUCUGGGUGGCGCUGCAGCUCAACCGGAAACUGCGCCUGGGGGCGGCGGGCCGGGCGCUGCACACCGAGCGCAUCGUCAGCAGGGACGUGGCCAGGGGCCACGAGAACGUCCCCAUCCCCUGCGUCAACGGCGUGGACGAGGAGCCCUGUCCCCAGGACUACAAAUACAUCGCGGAGAACUGCGAGACCUCCACCAUGAACAUCGACCACAACAUCACCCACCUGCAGCACUGCACCUGCCAGGACGAUUGCUCCUCCUCCAACUGCCUCUGUGGGCAGCUCAGCAUCCGCUGCUGGUACGACAAGGACGGGCGGCUGCUGCAGGAGUUCAAUAAAAUCGAGCCCCCCCUGAUCUUUGAGUGCAACCAGGCGUGCACCUGCUGGAGGAGCUGCAAGAACCGCGUGGUGCAGAGCGGCAUCAAGGUCCGGCUCCAGCUGUACCGAACGGCCAAGAUGGGCUGGGGGGUUCGGGCGCUGCAGGCGAUUCCCCCCGGCACCUUCAUCUGCGAGUACGUGGGGGAGCUGAUCUCGGACGCCGAGGCCGACGUGAGGGAGGACGACUCCUACCUGUUCGACCUGGACAACAAGGACGGCGAGGUUUACUGCAUCGACGCCCGUUACUAUGGCAACGUCAGCCGCUUCAUCAACCACCUGUGCGACCCCAACAUCAUCCCCGUGCGCGUGUUCAUGCUGCACCAGGACCUGCGCUUCCCCCGCAUCGCCUUCUUCAGCAGCCGCCACAUCCGGCCCGGCGAGGAGCUGGGGUUUGACUACGGGGAUCGGUUUUGGGACAUCAAGAGCAAAUACUUCCCGUGCCAGUGCGGCUCCGAGAAAUGCAAACACUCGGCCGAGGCGGGCGGGGGGCGCGGGGACCCCCCGAGCUGCUGCCCCCCCUGCUGGCCCUGCCCCCGCCGUGAAAAAAAACCCCAAAAAAUCCCCCAAAAAAUCCCCAAAAAAAUCCCCCAAAAAAUCCCCAAAAAAAUCCCCCAAAAAAAUCCCAAAAAAAUCCCAAAAAACGGCCCCGGAAUGACCCGAAACAGCCCCGAAUUUGUACCCAAAACUGUCCCGUUUUUGUAACUGAAAGUGCCCCAGAUUUACCCAAAACUGCCCCAAAUUCACCCAAAUCUGCCUCGAUUUUGCAACUGAAUGUGCCCCAAAUUCACCCCAAAUGGCUCCAGUUCUACCCCCAAAUCAUCCAAAUCGGCCAAAAUUCAUCCAAAAUGGGCAAAAUUCACUCAGAACUGCCCCGAAUUCACCCAAAAUUGCCCCAAAUUUUCACAAAAAAACUGCUCCAAAUUCACCCCCAAACCAGCUCCAAUUUCACCCCAAAUUGGCCAAAAUUCACCCAAAACUGCCCCAAAUUUACCCAAAACUACCCCGGAUUCACCAAAGUGGUCUCAAAUCCACCCAAAAGAGCCCCAAAUUUACCCAAAACUGCCCCAAUUUAAUCAAAACAGCCCAAAUGAAAACUGCCCCAAAAUUACCCAAAAAAUGGCUCCAAAUUCACCCAAAAAACUGCCCCAAAUUUACCCAAAACUGCCCCAAAUUCACCCAAAAUGGUCCCACUUCCACCCGAAAUCACCCAAAAUGGUCAAAAUUGACACAAAAUGGCUCUGAAUUUACCCAAAAGUGCCCCAAAUUCACCCAAAACUGCCCCAAUUGAGGCAAAACGGCCCAAAUUUAACUAAAACUGCCACAAAUUGACCCAAAACUGCCCUGAAUUUACCCAAAUUGGCCAAAAAUUACCCAAAAUGGUCAAAAUUCACCCAAAAAGGCCUCACAUUCACCCCAAACCACCCAAAAUUGGCCAAAAUUCACCCCAAAAGGCCAAAAUAAAACCCCCAAAUGGCUCCAGAUUCACCAAAACUGCCUCAAAUUCCCCCAAAAUGGUCACAGUUCCAUCCCGAAUUCACCCAAAAUGGUCAAAAAUCGUCCAGAAUGGCCCCAAUUUGGCCAAAAUUCACCCAAAACAGCCAAAAUUCACUCGAAAUGGUCAAAAUUCACCCAAAUCCGCCCCAAAUUCAUCCAAAGUACUUAAAAUUCACCGAGAACAGCUCCAAAUUUACCCCAAAAUGACCAAAAUUUCCCCCAAUCCGCCCCAAAUUUGCCCCAAUUUCCCU
This is a messenger RNA of Camarhynchus parvulus, 3547 nucleotides long. Its product is annotated as histone-lysine N-methyltransferase EHMT2-like. The record is from RefSeq and is a predicted model, not a curated record. Gene Ontology annotation, cellular component: nucleus. Gene Ontology annotation, molecular function: p53 binding; protein-lysine N-methyltransferase activity; zinc ion binding. Lineage: Eukaryota; Metazoa; Chordata; Aves; Passeriformes; Thraupidae.